This is a messenger RNA of Microsporum canis CBS 113480, 744 nucleotides long. RefSeq names its product transferase hexapeptide domain-containing protein. The record is from RefSeq and is a predicted model, not a curated record. Gene Ontology annotation, molecular function: dynein complex binding. NCBI's taxonomy places the organism in Eukaryota, Fungi, Ascomycota, Eurotiomycetes, Onygenales, Arthrodermataceae. The transcript has a single exon. The coding region runs from base 1 to 744 and encodes 247 amino acids. Gene Ontology annotation, biological process: mitotic spindle organization. Gene Ontology annotation, cellular component: dynactin complex.
AUGUCGGCAAGAACAUCGUCUGCUGCUCAAAGGCCCGCAGCAGCUCCGUCGGUUCCCAGACCACCGUUGAACGUCCAUCCAGCCGCUACAAUUUCGGAGACGGCCUAUUUCCAAGGGGUUCAUCCAAUCUCCGUGGGAGCAGGAACAGUUAUCCAUCCUCGUGCAAAGCUGCUUUCCUUCAAAGGCCCUGUCAGCAUCGGAGAAGGAUGUAUUAUCGGCGAGAAAUCAGUGAUUGGAGGGCCAAUUACCAGCACUUCAGGCCUAUCGACGCCUACAACUCCGUCGACGCCUGCUACACCUUUCGAUUUUUCCUCUGGUCUCGGCCCAGCCACUUCCCCUCUUCCAGACAAAGUCGUCACGAUUAUAGAGAAUUCAGUUAGCAUUGGUCCUCUCGCGACUGUCUCUGCAGGUGCCCAUUUACACUCAGCCUCAGCAAUCGAAGCAUCAGCGUUUAUAAGCAAGGAUGUCAAGGUUGGAAGACAUGCUAAGGUCUGCACGUCUUGCUUGAUACCAGAAGGGGAUACAGUUGACGCCUGGACGGUUGUAUGGGGUGGUGGAAGGGCCGGAGGAUCUUUGGGGAGUAAGCUACAACGGCGGAAGAGAGCAUCUGGGAGCAGUGAUGACAGUAGGAAUCUACAUGGGUCCAACGGUGGACUGGUGGAAACAGGCCGACUGGUAGCCCUGAACCGGGAGAGAGAAAGCUUGACAAGAUUGAUUGGGAUAAGUUCUGGGAAGAGAAGAUGA